AUGCUUCAUUGGCGAGCACAUGAAAAGCCAUCGGCUAAAGAUUUGACAGUUUUCCUCGACGAUCCUCAGCUCGAAGUUCAUGCUGAGUUGGUUGUCUCGGUGGAAGAGGAGGAUGCAAUAUAUGUACGUGAAUUACUUGUUCCCCCUACUGAAGACGAUCCAGUAUUUGAGUCCGUUCCGGAUAGAAAUAUAGAGCGCCAUCCGGAACUUCCACUUAGGAGAUCUCCUUCGCCUCCACCGAUGAGAUCUCCGUCACCUCCACCGAUGAGAUCGCCUCUACCGCCAUUAUCUCAUUCUCUGAGGAUAUCUCCGUCUCCCGUACCCACCCACCUCCCACAUGGAUCGCCUACACCCAGUCAGACCCGUCAUUCAGAUGAUUUCUUUGCACGCAUGACUGGCAUUAUUAGAGAGGAGCUGGGAACGAUGCGACGUGAUUUUAUGACAGAGGUAGUCGCAUUACGAGAGGAGAUAGGGGUAUUGCGACGGAAUUUUACGACAGAGAUCGUCGCAGUACGAGAGGAAAUAGGGGUGCUGCGACGAGAUUUUACGACAGAUGUAGUAGCUUUGCGAGAUGAGAUUGGAGUGCUGCGACGAGAUAUAGGAGACCUUCAUACUGAGGUUGCAGCACUUCGAGGCGAUGUAGCAGGCGUCCGAGGGAAUGUCGGGGAGACUGGUGUCCCUCGAGAUUGGUGGGCAACGACCGGGGGAAUCGAUGAGUUUUUUGGUUAG
This is a messenger RNA of Olea europaea var. sylvestris, 729 nucleotides long. RefSeq lists its product as uncharacterized. The transcript has 3 exons. The record is from RefSeq and is a predicted model, not a curated record. NCBI's taxonomy places the organism in Eukaryota, Viridiplantae, Streptophyta, Magnoliopsida, Lamiales, Oleaceae. Bases 1 to 729 code for a protein of 242 amino acids.